UGCAUGUAGUCAUCCCUCACUUCCAGUACUACUAUGAAUGGUCCUGGCAGCGUGGGUCGGGGAGGUGCGGGAAGGUGAUGUCGUAAAGCUGAGUGUCGUAAACCAGGUGCGGAGAAGGGGAGGUGAAGUGGAGGGAGGGAGGAGGAGGGGGGAGAGGGGGUGAGAGAGGAGGUGACUCUCCGGCAGCAUUUAGACACAACGAAAGGAUCAUGGCGGAUGGCCCCAGGUGUAAGCGCAGAAAGCAGGCGAACCCGAAGAGGAACAACGUGACUAACUACAACAAUGUGGUGGAGGCCGGCUCAGAGUCCGAUGAUGAGGACAAGCUGCACAUCGUGGAGGAGGAAGGCAGCCUGGCGGAUGGGGCUGACUGCGACAGCACCCUGCCAGAUGAGGAGCACCCCAGGGAGCACUGCUGGGACGGAGUGAAGGAGGAUUGUGUGUCAGAUGCUGAGGAUGACGUGAGCACAGAUGCCCUAGUGGAGGAGAUGCUCCAGCAAGGAGACACGGCCGUCAUCUACCCGGAAGCCCCGGAAGACGAGCCUCAACGCCAGGACACCCCUGAUGCCAGCAUCCAUGACGAGAACGGAACCCCUGAUUCGUUCUCUCAGCUGCUCACCUGUCCGUACUGCGCACGUGGCUACAAGCGUUACAGCUCCCUGAAGGAGCACAUAAAGUAUCGGCACGAGAGGACAGAGGAGAGCUUCAACUGCCCCGAGUGCAGCUACAGCUUCGCAUACCGCGCUCAACUGGAGAGGCAUAUGACGGUCCACAAGAGCGGACGGGAUCAGAGACACAUCACACAGUCGGGAGGCAAUCGUAAAUUCAAGUGCACUGAAUGUGGCAAAGCAUUUAAAUACAAGCACCACCUGAAGGAGCACCUACGCAUCCACAGCGGAGAGAAACCCUAUGAGUGCUCCAACUGCAAGAAGCGCUUCUCCCACUCAGGCUCCUACAGCUCCCACAUCAGCAGUAAGAAGUGCAUCAGCGUCAUCUCAGUGAACGGUAGACCACGCUCGGGGAACGCCAAAGCCCAAAACCAGGGACCAUCACCGGGGCUGCCUGCGCCCACCUCAGCCCUCCGCACUCAGAUCAGAGAUAAGCUGGAGCACAGCAAGCCCCUGCAGGAGCAGCUGCCCCUCAAUCAGAUCAAGACCGAACCUGUGGACUACGAGUACAAGCCAACGUUGAUCACAUCUUCUGCUGUGACCGCCAUUAACGGAGGGAUCUUCAGUGGAGGUGCUGCUGCUCCUCUACAGGGAACAGUGCAGGCAGUGGUCCUGCCCACUGUGGGGCUGGUGUCGCCCAUCAGCAUCAAUCUGGCAGACCUGCAGAACGCUCUCAAAGUGGCGGUGGAUGGAAACGUCAUUCGCCAGGUGCUAGAAAGCAAUGCCAAAGGACAGGGGCAGAUGAACUCGGGGUUAACCACUGGAACUCUCCAUCCCCAACAGCAGCAACUCAUCUCAGCCAUCAGUUUGCCCAUUGUGGGUCAGGAUGGAAAUGCAAAAAUCAUCAUAAACUACAGUCUAGACCCUAACCAGGGUCAGAUCACAGCCCAAAACCUGAAGCAAGAGCCUGAGUCCAUCUCACUGGCUCAGUCCACCACUGACACCUUCAAGUCCCAGAAACUCCCUGAAGAUCUCACCACCAGAGGCUCCAGGCCACAUGAGACUAAAGUAGAAGAAGAAGAGGAAAAGACCACUAAAACAUGUCUCCUGUGUGAUAACUGUCCCGGGGGGAUGGAAGCUCUCCAUGCCCUCAAGCACUGCAAGAAAGAAGGUCUCAGGCUGAAUGGAUCUGGACUGGACAAGUCUGAGUCUGCUGUUGCUGCCCUGUUGUCAGAGGGAGGACUUUGCAACCAGCCUAAGAAUCUGUUGUCACUGCUCAAGGCCUACUUUGCCUUAAAUGCAGAGCCCACCAAGGAUGAGCUGGCCAAGAUCUCUGACUCAGUCAGCCUACCGAUCCACGUGGUUAAGAAGUGGUUUGACAAAAUGCAGGAGGGCCAGAUAUCACUGGGUGCCCCAACACCUCCCUCAGAGGAAGAGGACACGUGUGAAGCUGGCAGUGUGGUGUCCCUGGUCCCAGGCAAGGACAUAUCCAUGAGCCCCUCUGUGAACCAAGACAGCCCUACAGAAGCAACCCCAGCGGAAGUUAAUGGCGCCCACAGCUCGCCAGCCUCCCCUACACCACUAAACCUGACAGCUGGAGGUCCCGUCCCAGCCCAGCCUUCCCAGAGCACUGAGGGACCCCUAGACCUGUCGCUGCCAAAGUCCUCCAAAGAGGAGGCAGAAAGAGUGGUGACUAAGUCCCGCGUUUACCCCUCCCCUCCCUCAGGCCCUACCCGUGUGGAGGAACCCCUAAACUUAACUUGCACAAAGAAAGAGGCAUCGCCACUCUCAGCCAUGGGCGGCAGCCCCAUCGCACUGUACGCCAGCCAGCCAAGUGCCAAACCCCUCGACAUUGUGAACACAAUGCAUUGCCUUAGGGCACUAUCCACUAACAACAAACAGACUAUCCUGAUCCCCCAGCUGGCUUACACCUAUACCACUACAGCAAACAGCCCAGCAGGGACCCAGACACAGGAUACCAUCCACCUCAACGGGAUAAAGGAGGAGAGACUGGACUCGGAGGGUGUGUCCACUAUGGAGGAGCAGAAUGACUCGGACUCAGGCCCUCAGAGGAAGAAGAUGAAGAAGACAGAAAGUGGCAUGUACGCCUGCGACCUCUGCGACAAGAUCUUCCAGAAAAGCAGCUCUCUACUGAGACACAAAUACGAACACACAGGGAAGCGACCACACGAGUGCGGCAUCUGCAGCAAGGCUUUCAAACACAAACACCACCUGAUCGAACACAUGCGCCUCCACUCGGGGGAGAAACCGUACCAGUGCGACAAGUGCGGCAAGCGCUUUUCUCACUCGGGGUCGUACUCGCAACACAUGAACCAUCGCUACUCCUACUGCAAGAAGGAGACGCAGAGCCAAGGAGGAGGCCCGGAGAGCCCAGAGGACGAAGCAGAGGCUCAGGCCGAGAGGGAGGCUCUGAACCGGUUGCAGUUGCUCCUCGCCCCCUCCCAGCUGGACUUAGACGAUCGAGGGAGCAGCACCAGAGAGGAAGAGGAGAGUGAGGAAGAGGAGGAGGAGGAUGGUGCAGUGGACAUGGAUGAUAUCCAGGUGGUGAAGAUAGAGGAGGAGGGAGGGGAUGAGGAAGAGGAGGAAAGGAAUGAGGAGGAGAUAGAGAGAGUAUCAGUGGAAGGAGGAGAGAGAGUAUCAGUGGAAGGAGGAGCAGAGGAGGAGGAGGAAAGGAAUGAGGAGGAGAUAAGGAGAGUAUUAGUGGAAGGAGGAGCAGAGGAGGAGGAGGAAAAGAAUGAGGAGGAGAUAGAGAGAGUAUUAGUGGAAGGAGGAGCAGAGGAGGAGGAGAAAAGGAAUGAGGAGGAGAUAGAGAGAGUAUUAGUGGAAGGAGGAGUGGAGGAGGAGAAAGAGAUGGAAGUGAUAGAGGAGGCUGACGACACAAGGCAGGAAGAGGUGCUCAGCAGCAUUCAGGAAGAGAAGGAAGUCAAUGCGGAGGAAGAGGAGGCAAUGGAUACAGAGGAAGGCGUGACGGAAGAGGAGAAAGCAGAGGAGGAGGAGGUGACGGAGGAGAGUGGAGGCGAAACAAACAGGGAUAUGGUUUCUGAAGACUAAAGGUAGACAUCACAGGAGGAAGGAGACUAAAAGAGAAAUCAGACUCCUCCACGAGACACAAUCAGACUCCUCCUCUCCCCGUGCAGAGGAGGAGCGCAGGAGGGGACGUCUGGCCACUCUGUUGACUGUUUGUUUCAGUUCACUACUGUGUAGAAAUCCAGGUGUGCCUGAAAAAAUACUAGUGACUUUUCCACAGGAGAACGAAGUCUCACUGUUAGAAAAAUCCAUUUGUAAAAAAAAAUGAAGACGAACGUGAAUUUUAACAAACAAAGGAAAUGCAUUAUACAGACUUUGGAAGCUAGAGCCGACACGUUUUAGAUAAUGUUUUAUUACUAAAACACCUUGGGUCAUUUCUUUUUAUCAGUGUUACUAAUUUUAUCACUCAUAUUUUAACCUUUAAAAGCUGUACAGUUGGGAGAUAUUUCUAUACCUUUUUAUUGCCAAUGAACAAAAAAAGUCAGUAUUUUAUUAAGUUGGAAGGAAAAUAAGAAAAAUCCUGUGCACUACAAGUGGCUUGGUUUACCUUUGGAUUAAACAGUUCAGUUGUGUUUUCUACCCUUCAGUAUUACCGCACUAGAUAUACCACACCACCAAGCUAGCCGAUGUUAGCAUGACUUUUAUUUUUGGAUGUUUUUUUGGAUUGGACUGCGAGCCUUAAGAAGAAAAACAAAGGAGAGUGGGAAUGGUUCCUUUGAGUCAUUUUGUUCCUUUCAGACACAUUACUGUCAACGUUUCUGUUCAUACAGCAUUUAUAGGUGAAGUUUGACACUUUGGGAAACAUGCUUAUUUAUUGUUUUGCUGGAGGAGGUCAAUACAACUCUUAUAACCUCUCUGUGACUAUACAGCUAGCAGCUAACUAGCUUAGCUUUAAAUGAGGACAAGAACACAAGGGAACAGCCAAAGCUAACAGUUGUUUUUUUGAAGUGGUUAUAUAUUUAUCAACUCCUCUGCUCAAAAUCAAGAUCCAGCAGGAGUCUGGCAAGUUUAUUUCCUCUCACUCGAGGAUCAAGAUAUUUUAUUGUUGUGUCAAACACAGGUACAAGCGGGAAAAAGACAUAAAAAAUAACUAAACUAAAUUACAACUAAAUUAGUUAUGGAGUAAGCAGUUACAGUUCUUCAAACACACCCAAAAAAAUGUAUCAGUUAGAAAACGUAUGUCUAGUUAACCUAAGAAAUGUUAUAUAUAUAGCCUAAAACUAACUUAAAAUUAACCCUUACAAGUGAGCUACCUGCAAGUUGCGCUUUCUCCUAUGGCGUCUCGAGUGUAGCAAGUAAGCUAGCUCAGGACUCACCAAAUAAUCAUGAAAGUAUUGACCACUUUUUACACUUUUUGUCUCACAUGCUUGGUGCUGUUUCCCCACUUUAAGAUCUGUUAUGUUACAUUAACAGCAAUAUCAAUUUUGAGCCGUGACACAAAUGUUUUCUGUCAAAUCCACACUUCUCUAUAAAACCCCUUUCAGUUUCCCUUUCUCUAUUUGGAAAGAGAGAAGAGAAAUUAGAAGAGAAAGUGUGUUCCCGAUUCAGAGACAGUCUCAAAGGAAGUUCAUUUACUGCUGAAUAUUCCGUCUAAAAGAGGCCAUGUGAUUGAGUGAACAUGUGUGAACGAUACGUGGCUUUUUAAAAAUAGUUUGAAUCAGCAAAUGAUGAGCCAUACUCAGCUGGAGUUAAUCUGUUGUGUUGCAUCAACUUAAUGCUCACAAGCUAGUACACUCAACUGCUAACUCAGAGAAGAAAUAUGUUCUUAUUGGUUGAAUGAGAAAAAUAAAGAAGUGAUGCAAGAAACGUUUCUAAUAAAAAUCAACAUUUAGCUUAACUUUAGCGAUAUAGGCCCAGAUAUCCAUGAUCAAUGCAUCUCUAAUUUAGCUUUGGUUAGCAUGGGGUGAGAAAAUAGCUCAUAAUGUGUGCUCACUUUUCCUAUUUGACUGAAAAGGACCUCUAAUCAUUUCCCUCUUGGCAUGCAUAGAAGAAGUGACUUUUGCUUCCACCCUCUCAUCUUCUCCUCCAGAAAAUAAAAAUGUGCAUGUAUUUUCCCAAAAUGUCAAACUGUUACUUGAACAUUCAGAGCGAGCAUCAAUGAUAUUAAGAAAACUGUGUGACAGUCCCCAUACCUUCCCCGUACUCCAAGCCAUAUGCAAAAAAAAAAAAAAAAACUUCAACAAGAGAAACAUGCAUAUCAAAAGUGCCAUUGAAUACUGCUGUUGAAGCUUAGCAGCGUCUAUCAGGUAUUGCCGGAGCCCAGAUCAACCAAUAAGCCGGGAUACUGUUGACUUUGGCUCGCCACCGCACCUGAGAGAGCAGAGUUCAGCCUACCAUUCAUGUAUCAUAUGUUCUAGAGAAGUCUCUUUUAUUUCCAAUCUGAGCGGCUAAAUGAAAUACAAUGCACAUGUUUUCUAACCGAUGAUGAUGAUGAUGAUGAUGAUGAUGAUGAUGAUGAUGCAGUCUGGUUUUAACUGUGUCCUGCCUUUCAAAGCUUAUUCACUGCACUUGUUUAACACACCAUGACACGCUCUGAUGUCUCUUCAGGUAACAAAAUGAAGGCAAACAUGAAUCCCAGAAGUUCAAUUCAACACGUUUUUACCUGUCAGUAUUAUUUUUUGUCUCUUAUGUUGUCGUAUGUUCUGUUUCAGUGUGUGUACUGUAUGUUUUCAGCAAUGGCAGUAUUAUCCCAGCCCCCACGGAGAUGGGUAUGUCUGUUUAGUCCUAGAGAACUUUUAUAUUUAUGUGUCUUAUUUUUUAUAUUUCUUUAUGGUUAUUUAUUACACUAUGUAGUGUACAAUACUGUAGUUUGUAUUAAUACGAUAAUAUAUUUUAGUAUGGGAAAAAAAACAUUCGAAGGCAAAUAACUACAAGCCUGGAAAAUGAGACUCCGGCGUACUGAAGUAUGUUUUUCGAACAAACAAAAUGAUGUUUUUCCUCGGGAAAAAAAGAAACUCGCACCCUGCAAGCCUGAAAAUUGGAACCUUUGACCUCUCUGCAUCCAUUCUCAUGUUAGUUUAGUUUUCUUUCCCCUCUCUAAUAUGAAGCUACUGAACUUUUGAAAACUAAUAGUAUGUCUAAUAGCAUGAGUGUGUGCUGUUUUAUUGAAGGAUUAUCCUUAACCACACAAACUGUCCUUUUUGCCAAGCCAAAAUAAUAUUGACGUAUGUUCUUAUGUUUUUAUUUGUGCCAAUUUGUUACUUUAUAUGUCAGUGUCAAGACCACGCCCACUUUUAUAUGCCCCCUGCCUUUAACACCAUCAUCCUUUUUAUAGUGAUUGUUUUUUUCUUUUUUUUCUUUGGUUGUUUCUUUUAUUUUUUGUUCAUUUUUUAUGACUCCCCAUCUCACAAUAAAAUACAUCAAUUACAAGCUGCUGCGUUUCUCAUGAUAUCUUUAUUAAAUGCACAAAGAACACAAUAUAUUCAGUUGUAACUUUUAGAAACGUAUUAAUAAAACUCUCAUCAAGGGGUAAACAAUAUUAAAAGAAAGGACUCAUCAUAAUUAUCCCUAUUUUAAAGGUCCUGUGAGGAUCUUUCUGUUUGUGUUGAUUUUGGUGCCCCCUGUGGACAAAGUGAUGCCUCUCAUCUCUUUGCUGACCCCCAUGUUCUCUGACAGUAUAAUUAUUCUGCUCUCUUUUCAAUGUUGCACUCUUCCUGAAUAUGUCCUGUGGGAUAUGUAAAAAUAAAACGGAGGGGGGGUGUUUUCUUCAUCAUGCUGUAAAUCACCUUGCCUGACCCUCCCCCUUGCAGCAGCCUCAGGCAUUAAAAAUUACAACGUUGAAAAUGGAAA
Molecule: messenger RNA, 7442 nt
Organism: Notolabrus celidotus (New Zealand spotty)
Lineage: Eukaryota; Metazoa; Chordata; Actinopteri; Labriformes; Labridae
Gene: zeb1b
Product: zinc finger E-box binding homeobox 1b
Exons: 8
Coding region: 210-3677 (1155 amino acids)
Biological process (GO): regulation of transcription by RNA polymerase II; anatomical structure development
Molecular function (GO): DNA-binding transcription factor activity, RNA polymerase II-specific; RNA polymerase II cis-regulatory region sequence-specific DNA binding
Source: RefSeq, a predicted model, not a curated record